This is a messenger RNA of Closterium sp. Naga37s-1, 3900 nucleotides long. The record is from the annotation of a GenBank genome assembly. Lineage: Eukaryota; Viridiplantae; Streptophyta; Zygnematophyceae; Desmidiales; Closteriaceae.
AUGGGGCGAAUGGAUCCGCUGUUUCGUUUUGACGCGGAUGACGAUAACGAGGAUGGAGGGGAGGUGGCGGCGUGGGAUUUCAAGGGCGCGGGGAAGACUCUUGCGGAGGAGUUUAAGGAGCGAAAAACGACGUCCGUUGAUACCAAGAUUGAGAUGAUCCGACGGCGGAGAGCGAUGGGGCUUGGGAGCACGAAGAGAGGGAGAGAAGAGGAGGACGAGGAGGAGGAGGAUGAAGAGGAGGAGGAAGAGGAGGAGGAUGAGGAGGAGGAUGAGGAGGAGGAUGUGGAGGAGGAAGAGGAAGAGGAGGAGGAAGAGGCAGAGGAAGAGGUAGACUUAGCGGAAGAGGAGCAGGAAGAGGACGAGGAAGACGAAGAGGAGAUGGAAGAGGAGGAAGAACAGGAAGAGGAAGAAGAGGAUGAGGAGGAGGAAGAUGAGGAGGAAGAGGAAGACGAAGCGGAAGAAGAAGAGGACGAGGAGGAAAAUGAGGAAGAGGAAGAGGCGAGUCACAAGAAGACUAAAAAGGAGCCCAAAAUAAAAGAUAUCGAAAAGGCACCCAAGGCAAAAGCCAGGCGAGAGAAGGAAGGAGCAGGAAAGGGAGAAGGCGGGGAAGGGGGGGGCGGAGGGGGAGGCGGGGGGGUGUAUUUCGAGGGGGCGGAGGAGGCAGGGGCGCGGUUCUCUGCGUCGUCCUUCUCAGAACUGCAGCUGUCGCGGCCGCUGCUGCGUGCGUGUGCUGCUCUGGGGUAUGACAAGCCCACACCCAUUCAAGCGGCCUGUGUGCCGCUGGCUAUGGCAGGCCGGGAUAUAUGCGGCAGCGCCAUCACCGGUUCUGGCAAGCUGUCGCGGCCGCUGCUGCGCGCGUGUGCUGCUCUGGGGUAUGACAAGCCCACGCCCAUUCAAGCCGUGUGCGUGCCGCUCGCCAUGGCUGGGAGAGACAUCUGUGGCAGCGCCAUCACUGGGUCUGGCAAGACCGCCGCCUUCUCUCUCCCCAUCUUGGAGCGACUGUUGUUCCGCCCCAAGCGGGUGGCGGCCACUCGUGUCCUCGUGCUCACCCCAACCAGAGAGCUGGCCGUGCAAGUGCACAGCAUGGUGGAGAAGCUAGCGCAGUUCACUGACAUCCGCUGUGGGCUCGUGGUGGGGGGAGUGCACAGCAUGGUGGAGAAGCUAGCGCAGUUCACUGACAUCCGCUGUGGGCUCGUGGUGGGGGGUCUGUCCAUCAAGAACCAGGAGGUGGCUCUGAGGUCACGGCCAGACAUCGUCGUCGCGACUCCGGGCAGGUGGGAACCUGGUGGGGAGCUGGGAAGCGUACUCUUUAGGUGUCUCAAGGCUUACUCGCUGUGGGCUCGUGGUGGGGGGUCUGUCCAUCAAGAACCAGGAGGUGGCUCUGAGAACAGCCAGAGCGUUGACUUGAACGACCUGGCCAUUCUGGUGCUGGACGAGGCGGACAGGCUGCUGCAGCUGGGGUUCCAGGAGGAGGUGAUGGAAAUAGUAAGUGCUGCCAAAAGUGGUGCGAGUGUGUCCCGAGCGCCGCCAGACUCUCCUUUUCUCGGCCACCAUGAGUGGGGAGGUGCAGCAGCUGGCGAGCCUGUGAGAGUCUGCCCAAAGCGCCGCCAAACUCUCCUCUUCUCGGCCACCAUGAGUGGGGAGGUGCAGCAGCUGGCCAGCCUGUCCCUCAACCUGCCGGGUGGUUCGAGUGCGAUCGUCUCAGGAAGCAGACCGAGAGGCCAUGCUGCUGCGCAGUGUGCUUUUUCUGCUCUCUCCGCUCCAAAACUUAUGCCUCUUACUCACUCCUCCCAUUGGCAUCCCGUCAUCCUCCCCCUCUCCCUCCUUUUCUUCUCCAGGGUGGUUCGAGUGCGAUCGUCUCAGGAAGCAGACCGAGAGGCCAUGCUGCUCGCUGUGUGCUCCAGGCUCGCCAAAACCGCUGGCGCAGGCUCGGAAGGAGGGACGGAUGGUGGUUCGGAAGGAGGACAGGCAGGAGAUUCAGGAAGAGGGGAGAAGCGGAGUAAAGCACAGGGGGGUGGUGGAGUGAUCGUUUUCAGCGGCCGCAAGGUAGAGGCGCAUCGGCUGAAGAUUAUAUUUGGUCUGCUCGGAUGGCGGGCGGCGGAACUACACGGGAACCUUACCCAGGCCAUGCGACUGGAUGCGUUGGAACGAUUUCGGACGCACGAUGUGGACUUCCUUAUUGCCACUGAUGUCGCUGCCAGCCUGCACACGCCACUACCCAUUAGAAUCUCACCGCACGGUUUGGACAUUGCUGGAGUGCAAACAGUCAUCAACUACCACACACCCCGUGAAAUCACCAACUACGUGCACCGAGUGGGGCGGACAGCACGGGCAGGCAAGCUGGGAUCGUCAGUGACCUUCGUGGGGGAGAAGGACCGAAGGCUGCUGAAAGCGAUGGUGCAAGGCAGCAUUCCGCACAUCUCCAUCAUCCUCUCCCUCACCAACCUCCGCCUCCUCCUCUCCAUCCUCUCCUCCCUCACGCCACCCCCAUCCUCCCUGCCUCCUAAACCAGCACACCAGCCAUCCUCCUCCGCUAUCCUCUUCCCUCCCACCGCCUCAUCCUCCCAAACCCCUCCCCACGCUGCCCCCACCAGCAGCAACAACCCUCUGCCUGCCUCAGGGCCCAUAGCUGUCCCACAUCGCGUGGGCCAGCUGCAAGGAGGAAUGGGGGGUCAAGGUGCAAGGAGGGGGACUGCAGGCGAGGCAGGAAAUGGGGGCGGUGUAAGGAGUGGCAGUGGGGGGCUGACAUCCACACCGUCCUGGUCCGAGAUGCUUCACACCAUUCUGCAGCGCGACGCUGCCAAGGUGCCACAGCAGCUGCUGGCCUCACCCGAUCUAGACAACACUGGGCUCCCUCUGCUGCUACUGGAACAGCAGCAGCAGCAGCAUGAGGCUGGGCUGCGGGCAGGAAGGAAGCUGAGGCAGCGGCAGAUAGCGCAAGCGGCGGUGGAGCGGUGGAGGCAGCGAGUGGAGGGCAUGGAGAGGGACGUGGGAUGGCAUUCUACGAGGCGGGCAGGCAGGAAGCUGAAGCAGCGGCAGAUAGCGCAAGCGGCUGUGGAGCGAUGGAGGCAGCGAGUGGAGGGCAUGGAGAGGGACGUGGGAUGGCAUUCUACAAAGCGAGCAGGCAGGAAGCUGAAGCAGCGGCAGAUAGCCCAAGCGGCUGUGGAGCGGUGGAGGCAGCGAGUGGAGGGCAUGGAGAGGGAUGUAGCGGCUGUUAUGAAGCAGGAGAGGGAGGAACGGGUGCUGCGAAAGGCAGAGAUGGAAGCAGUCAAGGCUGAGAACAUGCUGACUCAUCGCGAUGAGAUAUUCGCCAAGCCCAAGCGCACGUGGUUCCAGAGCAAGAGGGAGAAGGAGGCAGUGGCAGAGGCGGCUAAGGCUGUGGCUGACGCUGAGGCAGAGGGCGGGGAGGGCGGCAGUGGGAAAGGGGGAGGGAAGGGAGGAGGGAAGGUGCUUUCACUGGAGGAGCUGCAGGAGAAGAGGAGGAAGGAGAAGCUGAAGAAGCAGCGAGAGAAAUCCCUCCCAAGAAAGAAACGCAGAAAGCUAGAGGCAGAGAGGCAGGCGCAAGAGGAGGAGGCAGAAGCACAGGAGUUCGGGUUGGAUGAAGCAUCUGAUGGGAAACCCAAGGCUGGAGGAAAGACAAGAGCCGAUCUGGCUUACCGCAAGGCCAAGGCAAUCAAAUCCGCAGAGCGGCUCCGGGCAGCUGGGAAGAUUGUCAGCCUGCCCAAGGCGGGCGGCCGGGCAGCUGGGAAGAAACCGAAGCAGAAAACGCCGUCCCGGUCCCGAGAGAUGAAGGAUCUGUUUCAGACGGAUAUGGCCAAGGGGAAAGGAGGGGGAGGGGCUGGGGGGGAAGUGAAGGGGAGGGGGAAGGCUGGGGGGACUUUCAAGAGCAAGAAGCGGUGA